This is a messenger RNA of Mesitornis unicolor (brown roatelo), 454 nucleotides long. It is a transcript of the gene PIGP, whose product is annotated as phosphatidylinositol glycan anchor biosynthesis, class P. Bases 1 to 405 code for a protein of 134 amino acids. The transcript has 4 exons. Lineage: Eukaryota; Metazoa; Chordata; Aves; Mesitornithiformes; Mesitornithidae. Gene Ontology annotation, biological process: GPI anchor biosynthetic process. The record is from RefSeq and is a predicted model, not a curated record. Gene Ontology annotation, molecular function: phosphatidylinositol N-acetylglucosaminyltransferase activity.
AUGGUUGAAAAUUCGCCGGCCCCAUUGCCAGAAAGGGCAAUAUAUGGAUUUGCCCUUUUUUUAGGAUCAUGGUUUGGCUUCAUAUUGUAUCUUAUCUGGGCAUAUGUUCCUGAGACUUGGCUGUUCUCAUUGGGACUAACAUACUGGCCUCAAAAGUACUGGGCAGUUGCUUUGCCAGCAUACCUAUUAGUUGCCAUAGGAAUUGGUUAUAUAUUACUUUUUGGUAUUAACAUGAUGAGUACAGCUCCACUUAACUCUACACAUACAAUUACAGAUAACUAUGCAAAAAAGCAGCAACAGAAGAAAUUUCAAGAAGAAGCAAUUCCAGCAUUGAGAGAUAUUCCCAUCAGUGAAGUAAACAGAAUGUUUUUCCUUCCUGAGAAAGGAAUCUGCAAUAGCAGAUAGUAGUUAUUAGGGUCUGUUUGUAUAAAGGAUUAGUAGAACUGUUACAUAA